Adineta steineri is the source of this 804-nucleotide messenger RNA. Lineage: Eukaryota; Metazoa; Rotifera; Eurotatoria; Adinetida; Adinetidae. The record is from the annotation of a GenBank genome assembly.
AUGUCCAGAGACUUUAGUAUUGUUAUAUGUGGUGCAGCCCGUGUUGGUAAAAGUACUCUUGUAAAUGCUAUUUGUGGAAGAGAAGUUGCGCGAACAAGUGGUAGUUUAUGUUCUCAAACUGAUCGAAUGGAAAAAUAUAUAAUUAAUAAAACUGAUACUGAAAAUUCCAUUGAAUAUACAAUUACAAUUUAUGAUACUCCAGGUAUUGAAUCAUGGAGUAAAGAUCAUAUUCAAAAUUAUUUUUCGAAAAUAAUGAAUGAAAGUAAACCAUUAUGUAUGAUUUAUUGUGCAUCACCUGGAUCAUUUGCUCGACUUGAUCAAUUACAAUGGCUUGUUGAUACUUGUAUCAAAUCCAACAUCUUUUGUGCUUUAGUUUGUACAAAUAAAUAUUCCGGAGGAUCUCAAAGACGCCAAGAAGUUCUAAAAGAUUUUCAUUCUCUUCUUAUUGGUUAUCAUGGAAUGACACGUGAUGAAUCGAAUAUAAAAUAUUAUGGUAAUGUUGCUCUAUGUACAGCAGUAAAUAGUAUUGUUUAUGAAGAUACAGAAUUAAAUAUAAGAAAAGAAGUUGAAGGAAUUAAUGAACUUAUUUUUGGAAUAUUAAUAUCCUUAAAAGAUGAGAAUAUUGUUGGCUGGUGCUGUACAAUCGCCGAUAAUCAAUCGUUCUGGAUAACUAUGCAAGCGAAAAUUAUCGAAUACUAUGAAUUAGCAAAACCAGUCGCAAUCAAAUUUUGGGAUGAGCAUGGUGACGAAAUUGCAAGAAGUUUAAUUCCAUUAAUUCUUGCUUUAAUCAAACGAAAACUCUAA